Effrenium voratum is the source of this 934-nucleotide messenger RNA. Lineage: Eukaryota; Dinophyceae; Suessiales; Symbiodiniaceae. The record is from the annotation of a GenBank genome assembly.
GGCUCCAGCGCUCGGUAGAGGUAGACGGCCCAGGGAGCGUAGCUGGUCCAAGUGGAAUCAAUGUGUAAUGGGACAAGUGCCUGUUCAAUGCUGCCAGCAAGAGCAGAUCGGAAAGAGGUGCGAUGGUGAAAUCAGAACUGGCGUCACCCAGUUCAGAUGCGACGUUGAUAAGGAUGAAUGUUUACAUGAGCGAGUCCACUGGACUGACAGUUCUACUCACGCAGCGCAUCUCAUUAUCGACGACGGCGCUGAAGAACGGCCAGUGAUGUACGAGGUUGACGGGCAAGCAGUCAGCAUGCAGACUCUGAACUACUCUCCAGUGCGGUAUGAGUUGUGCGAGACGGUGGACACUGCACGCUCUCAAGAGCGAUACUCUAACACGCUGGUCCACACUGCUCGCAUGAACACUCGCCGACAGCUGCUUGAGCGACAGGCAUGGCUGAGCUCAGCCGUUCAAGGCCGAUAUGCCACAAUGUUGCUGAGCGAGGAGGUGGUGGCAAUUAGCCGAGUUCCAGCCAAGUACUACUUGGACCACAAUCACUCGGCCUUGUCAUUCUUACCCGGCGGGAAGGACAUUUCCUGUGUGGUGAUCAUGAUGGAUGCCAUCCAGGCCAUAUGCGCUCUGACGGAUGGCAUGAUGCAAAUCACCCAGUGGGAGAGUCACCUCACGGAGAUGGAAAAGAAGUGUGGAGUACUGCUCAAGUACCGCGAUGAUGAUGCGGCGCAAUCUUCCAGAGAGAUAUGUUUCCUGGAGGAAUCUGAAGCUGCAAAGGAUUUGUUCAUCCACGUCCUCACAGUGCUGUGGUUGGAAAAGCCUCAGUCACACUCUGUCUGGUUCUGAGUUCUCAGGGCCUCGGGGUUUCACACGCCAGCAAAGUAUGGCACCAGAUUCUCGCCUCGAAAACUAUUUGAGCGCUGGAGUCGAUGCUCUCGG